Messenger RNA from Nicrophorus vespilloides, 1470 nucleotides. It is a transcript of the gene Alg3, whose product is annotated as lethal(2)neighbour of tid protein. Lineage: Eukaryota; Metazoa; Arthropoda; Insecta; Coleoptera; Silphidae. Gene Ontology annotation, cellular component: endoplasmic reticulum. The coding region runs from base 40 to 1452 and encodes 470 amino acids. Gene Ontology annotation, molecular function: dol-P-Man:Man(5)GlcNAc(2)-PP-Dol alpha-1,3-mannosyltransferase activity. The record is from RefSeq and is a predicted model, not a curated record. The transcript has 2 exons.
UAUAGCAACUUUCUUCUUUUUUUAAUAAUCUGGGCCGAAAUGGUUAAAAAUAAAGGGAACUUAGUCAGUGUAGGGGCCUGGAGCAAAAAGAAAAUGUUCUCUGUGUCCUCAUUGAAGAAACUACUAUUUGAUCCAAACUACAUAACUCCAGUAUGUUUGUUGUUAUUUGUUGGAGAAAUUUUCCUCAAUUUGUAUAUUGUUGGCAAUGUAAAAUACACAGAAAUCGACUGGAUAGCUUACAUGCAGGAAGUUGAAGGAUUCCUCAAUGGUACUUUGGAUUAUGCAGAGUUAAAAGGUGAUACUGGACCAUGUGUGUAUCCAGCUGGAUUCCUCUAUCUGUACUCCAUAUUAUAUUACUUAACUUCUCAGGGCACAAACAUAAGACUGGCACAAUAUAUUUUCAUGGGACUCUAUUUGGCUCAAACAUAUCUCACUUAUGAUAUUUAUAGGAAGACUUGCAAAGUACCUGGUUACGCAUUAAUUUUAAGUGCGGCUACUUCAUACCGCAUCCACUCGAUUUACGUAUUGAGACUAUUCAAUGAUCCAUUUGCAGUUUUCUUCUUUUAUCUCUCAUUGCAUUUUCUAUUGGAUGGAAAAUGGAAGACUGCCAGUGUCAUAUUCUCGAUUGCUGUGUCCAUUAAGAUGAAUAUACUUCUUUAUGCACCGGCAUUGUUUAUAGCGUACAUAACAAAUCUCUCACAUCUGAACACAUUCAUAAACUUGGCUAUUUGUGGUGUGAUUCAGUUAAUUCUUGGUGCUCCGUUCUUAUAUACCAAUCCAUAUUCCUAUCUAAAGGCUAGCUUUGACUUGGGACGCGUUUUCGAGCACAAAUGGACCGUGAAUUACAGAUUUUUAGACGUCGAAAUCUUCGAAAACAAAGUUUUCCAUUUAAGUCUCUUGGCAGUGCACCUGGUGCUUUUGGGUAUAUUCGCAAAGCCGAUUUGGAGAUUCAUGCGAUCAUACGCGAAUCUGAGGGGACUGAUCGUGCAAAUGAGAAAUCAAACGCUGAAGAGCAGCAAGAAAGAAAAGGAAAAAUUGGAGAAGGAAGAUGAGCUGAGCGCAGAUCAGCAACAGUUUCUGGAUAAUCUGGAAAGGCAAUUCAAACACAGGGCCGGUGCUGUCAGCAAAAAGCAGCUGAAAAGCGAGACGGAAGAGAAAGUUACCAUCAAUUUCUACAAGAUAAGUCAGCUGAUGAUUCUACCCUUCUUCGUAACGAAUUUCAUCGGCAUUGUCUGCGCCCGCUCUUUGCACUACCAGUUCUACAGCUGGUACUUCCAUUCGCUCCUCUACUUGGCCUUCUCAACCAAAUACAGUAAACCGUUCACGUUCCUUCUACUCGCUCUCAUAGAAUACAGUUGGAACACCUAUCCAAGCACGAACGCUUCCAGUUCUAUACUUCACAUCUGCCACGUGUCGAUUCUUUUGGGUGUCUACAGUACGAUGACAGCAUAAUUAUUUUGAUUUUCGUUU